Pogoniulus pusillus (Red-fronted tinkerbird) is the source of this 3273-nucleotide messenger RNA. It is a transcript of the gene ATG9B, whose product is annotated as autophagy related 9B. Lineage: Eukaryota; Metazoa; Chordata; Aves; Piciformes; Lybiidae. Gene Ontology annotation, biological process: nucleophagy; autophagy of mitochondrion; protein localization to phagophore assembly site. The coding region runs from base 565 to 2904 and encodes 779 amino acids. The transcript has 15 exons. Gene Ontology annotation, cellular component: autophagosome; phagophore assembly site. The record is from RefSeq and is a predicted model, not a curated record.
GGGAGGUACCGGGGCGGGCGGAGCCCUAGCACUGCGGCCCGGGCCCUGCGCCGUUCCCGACCCCUAACCGGCCCCGAACCGACCCCACUCCGGGAUCCGCACCCCGACGACCCCCACCCCCGAUUCCGCAUCCCGGACCCUCCCUGGAACCUCCUCUUGGCUCACCAGAGCCCUCACUUCCCCCGGGACCCUGUCCGGGAGCCCGGGCCCCACACCGGGACCCCCCCAGACCCCGCACCUCCGGACUCCCAGACCCGCACCGGGAACCCCUUAGAACCCCACACUUGCGGACCCGCGGACUCGCACCAGGACCCCCCCGGACCCACACCUCCAACCCAAGCCGGACUCCGCACCGGUACCCGGGGCCUCGCAGCCGGACCCCUCUCCCCACGGCGGGGACUCCCUCCCGCGCUCCCCGGUGCCGGUGCGGCCAUGGCCGGUGGUGGGACGAGGUCCCGGAGCUGGUGCGGGGGCAGCUGAGAUCCCAGUACCGGGGACACCGGCCCCGGGGAGACUGAGCCGCGCCGAGCCUCGAGGUGAGCAGGUGGCACGGUGGGCACGGCGAUGGCAGCCCAGGGCGAGUACCAGCGGCUGGAUGACGUGGAGCAGGAUUUGCCCCCUGGCGAGGAGGAAGAGGAGGAGCUGCUGCAUGUCACCGAGGGGCUGCAAGACUCUUGGCACCACAUCAAGAACCUGGAUCAUUUCUUCACCAAGAUCUACCAGUUCCACCAACGCAAUGGCUUCGCCUGCAUGAUGCUGGCCGACCUCUUUGAGCUGGGGCAGUUCCUCUUCGUGGUCAUCUUCACCACCUUCCUGCUCUGCUGUGUGGACUACGAUGUCCUCUUCGCCAACCGCCCGCUCAACCACAGCCAGGCGGGCACAGACCGUGCCAAGGUGACGCUGCCUGAUGCUGUCCUGCCCGGCCCACAGUGUGCCCAACGGAUCCGUGCCAGCGGCUGGAUCAUCUUCAUGCUGGUGAUGGCAGCAGUCUUCUGGCUGUACCGGCUGGUGAAGGUCCUCUGCAGCGUGCUGGGCUACUGGGAGAUCCGCAGCUUCUACAUCAAGGCCCUCAACAUCCCCUCGGAGGCGCUGUGUAACCACAGCUGGCAGGAGGUGCAGGCGAGGCUGAUGGCCCUGCAGCGCCGGCAGCAGCUGUGCGUGCACAAGAAGGAGCUGACGGAGCUGGACAUCCACCACCGCAUCCUGCGCUUCCAGAACUACACCGUGGCCAUGGUCAACAAGUCCCUGCUGCCGAUCCGCUUCCGCCUGCCGCUGCUGGGCACCGUGGUCUUCCUCACCCAGGGCCUGCAGUACAACCUGGAGCUGCUGCUGUUCCGCGGCCCCGGCGCGCUCUUCCAGAACGCCUGGAGCCUGCGUCCACAGUGCAAGCGGGCGGGUGCCCGGCGAGAGCUGGCGCAGCAGUUGGCACGGGCCAUGGUGCUGCUGGGGGUGGCCAACCUGCUGCUGUGCCCCUGCGUGCUGCUCUGGCAGCUGCUCUACGCCUUCUUCAGCUACGCCGAGGGCAUCAAGCGGGAGCCGGGCAGCCUGGGCGCACGCCGCUGGUCGCUCUACGGCCGCCACUACCUGCGGCACUUCAACGAACUCAGCCACGAGCUGCGGGCGCGGCUGAGCCGUGGCUACAAGCCAGCCACCAACUACAUGAACUCCUUCAGCAGCCCGCUGCUGGCCGUGCUGGCCAAGAACGUUGGCUUCUUCGCCGGCUCCAUCCUGGCCGUCCUCAUCGCCCUCACCGUCUACGACGAGGAUGUGCUGACAGUGCAGCACAUCCUGACCGCUCUCACCCUGCUGGGGCUGGUGGUCACCAUGGCCAGGUCCUUCAUCCCUGAUGAGCACACAGUAUGGUGCCCAGAGCAGCUCCUACAGCGGGUCCUGGCCCAUGUCCACUACAUGCCCGACCACUGGCAGGGCAAUGCCAGCCGGGCAGAGACACGCAGCGAGAUGGCCCAGCUCUUCCAGUACAAGGCGGUCUUCAUCCUGGAGGAGCUGCUGAGCCCCAUCAUCACCCCCCUCAUCCUCAUCUUCGCGCUGCCCCCCCGCGCCCUCGACAUCAUCGACUUCUUCCGCAACUUCACGGUGGAGGUGGUGGGGGUGGGGGACAUCUGCUCCUUCGCCCAGCUCGAUGUCCGCAGCCACGGCAACCCCCAGUGGCUGUCGGCGGGGCACACGGAGGCCUCGGCAUACCGGCAGGCGGAGGACGGCAAGACGGAGCUGUCGCUGAUGCGCUUCGCCAUCGCCCACCCGCGCUGGCAGCCGCCGCGGCCCAGUGAGCUCUUCCUCAGCCACCUGAAGGAGCAGGUCCAGCGGGACGCUGCCACCGCUCCGCCCUCCCGCCACGUCCUGCCCGAGGGCACUUUGGCCACCUCGCUGCUCUCCGAUGACUCAGCUGCCGCACCGGACGGGCUGGUGGCCAGUGUCCUGGCACGGCCCAUCCUCUCUGCCAGCGGACUGGUGGCACGGGAACGACGUUUGUCCCAGCCCUGCAGCACUGCCAGCGCCGCCGCCAGCGUCCUGCUGUCCCUGGCAUCCCCCAUGCCCGGCUGGGUGAGGGGCAACGUUGGUGACAGCCCCACUGGCAACCCGCUGCACCCCGAGGAGAGCCUGCUCCUGAGUCGCUCGGCACUGCUCUCUGAGGUGGCCUCGGCUGAGAUGAGUCUCCAUGCCAUCUACCUGCACGAGCUCCACCAGCAGCAGCAGCAGGGCCCUGGCCCCCAGGCCGUCGGGGUCUGGGUGUCUUCAGGGGCACCCAAACCCCCCUCCAUGACAGCAGGCUCAGCUGCCCGGGCCUCACAGGCUCAGCUCCGAGAGAUGCCCCUGGGUGGCUGGGCAGAGGAGGAGGAGGAAGAGGAGGAGGAAGAGGAGAAGGAAGAGCAAAGGACAGGCUAGCGGCCUUGGCUGCCAUGGGGUCCUGGACAUGCCAAGAGCUCCUGGUCACAGUUCUGGGAGAGUUGCUGGAAGGUGCUGGCCCACACUGGGCACUGCCAGGGGGGACUUGCCGGUGUCCGGAGUCAUGAUGUGGGGUGGUCCAUCUGGCUGUGCCUUUCUGGGCACCCUGCUUGGCACAAGGCCUUGCUGGUGGCCCCGCCUUGGUGCGGGCCUAGGGGUGCUUCUGGGGGCAGCCAGCCCCCCUAAGGUGCUGUACUUAUGGGGGGCAUGGGGCUGCUGCCUUCCCUGUGCCCACCACAGUGCCUGACACUGGGCAUUGGCCACACUGAGCUGCUGAGGUGGGGAAUAAAGGUUUACAGAGGGGCUGUG